AUGGACUCAACCACGGAUCCCAAUCCACCUCCGCCGGCGGAUCCGGGUGUAAGCCAUUUCCACGGCGAGUUCUGGAAUGGAAUGAACCCGCUGUACGGCCCCGGUCAAGCGGUCGACCAGCCCUUUGGCAUAGGGUGGGAUCACCCUGUCUUCCGCCCAAGUCCACAUUCACCUUCUCCUCAGACGAACCAGAGUCUCUAUUCACUUCCUCAACAGCCGCAUCAGCAGCAGCAGCAGCAGCAACAACAACAGCAACAGCAGCAACAACAGCAGCAGCAGCAACAGCAACCUCCACAGCAGCAUGCAUGGCAGCAGCAAACCUCGAUCCAGCAGCAGCCUCUAGCUCUCGAAUCACAGCAGCAGUUUUCUAUCUCAAGUCCAUACCGAGUGUCGCCCUACCAUACACAGCAACCCUCCGCCUUUGACGCUGCGCAGGCAGCCUCUACAUACCAUACUUACGCCUAUGACCCUCAGACCUUCUAUACGACCCAACCGCAGAUCCAGCAACACAGCACAUUCGAUCAGCAUUCCGCAGGCGUGCAAACUCAACGAGUGGCCCAGCCCUCUUCUGCUCCAACAAACACGCUUGACCGACAGCCUCAAUCCUCGUACUUAGUCCCAAGCAAUUUGCAGAUGGGAAUUCAGCAUGGAGGCCCAGCCAAUUUCUCAAGCGACUUUACCGUUCGGCAUUCCCACUCUCCUUAUCACAAUACCAUUGACCCACACUUCCUUUCCGCACCGGAACAACAGCAGCAGCAACAACAGCAGCAACAUCUAUAUGCUAUCAAUCCUGCAGAACUAGAACGACCCCAAACCCUAAAGAAUACCAAUUUACAAAUGACAAAUAGCCUGCAACCUGUAGCGCCGCAACCUCUCUCCGGAUCGCUUGGCCAUGUUCCCACUGUCUAUCCCAACGGUCUCCAAGCCAUCCUUCCUAAGCCUUCCACGGUCACCAAACCUCGCAAAAAGAAAGGCGUCGAGCAGAAAACGCAAACUCUCCUAAACAAGUUUAUUACCAAACCUGCUGCCCAGCAGAGCAGUCAACUUAUCAGUGAAUCCUCAAGUGAUUACAGCAGUGAAGAAUCGGAUGACGAUCUCGAAAUAGAAGAACCGCCCGCAGAACCUUCCCCUGUACCCGCUGUGCGGCCAGACGAUCCCGAAGGUAAGAUGAGGUAUGAUACAAUUAAGGUGGUUUGGGCUCCGCGGAAUCGCCAUGCAAAAGCGGCCGACGUAAGGAAUUCGAUGAUUCUAUUUUCGGACCUUGUUAAGGGAGUUCGUGAUACGUGGAAGGCUCGUAGCGAGGCCCUAAAAGCUGCAGAGAACCAGAACCUUGAAGACAAAAUCCCAGCGCUCAAGAAGGAGGUGAUUCUCCAGAGACGACUGCUAGAUCUGAUUAUUAACAAUACCCUGGAAUUCGGACAUCCGUCAUACGUCAAAAGAUUCGGCGAACAUCCUAGUAUUGUUGCGGCAUUCUACUCUUUCCUACUGGAUCGUCACACAGCGGCAGAUAGUGAUGGUCCCCUGACGGUCAACAUAUUAAAGUUAAUGGGGAAAUUUACCACCAUGGACCUUACUAUGCUUGAAAAGACUAAAAAUGAUAAGAUUCUCACACGGUUCGUCAAAAAGGGCGGGAGUACAAUCAAGGAGCUGGCACAGCUUAUCAUGGAUAAUGCUGCAUCUGCCAGCAAGAAGAAAGCUGAAGCUGCAAAAUCUUCGGUUAAGGAUGGCAAUAAUGCAGGCUCCUCUGGAUCUCAACCUUCCAAGCUGCGAGAGGCAAGUAAUAGCUCCUCCCAACCAGUUGCCGGCAUCAAACGUGUGAGGGAAGAUGACAAUGGCACCACAAUGACAAAGCGUGUUGUUUCUCCUUCAUUUGCGAAAGCCGCUACUCGAAUUGCUCCCGGCACCGCUUCCACUGUAGCGAGGAAGGCCCCUGCCGCGGCAAAGGACGUCAAAUCAGCCUCCAAUGGAGCUUCCCAGCCAGCGAAACCCAAAGCUAAUAUUGUCAUACCUAAACCCACACCAAGUCUUUUCAGCAGUUUGAUGUCGGCGUCGAAGAAACCCGGAACAUCCAAUGCUGCUCGUGCGGCGGCUGCUGCGGCUGCAAAAGAGAAGCCAACCGCUGUUGCUGAGGUCAAAAGUACCCCUCAACCGGCACCUCCUCCCGUAGCAAAACCUGCUUUCUCGUUCUCAGAGACUAUGGCCAACUUAAACAAGCCUCGAGAACGCAGUCCAUCAAAACUGGAAGAAGACGGCCCACCUGAAACAGAUGAAGAACGCAAAAAGCGACUUCGAAAAGAGGCACGAAGGAAACUUCGAGUCACCUGGAAACCGGAUAGUAGCCUUACUGAAGUGCGUUUGUUCACCCAUGACCCCGAAGAAGAGAUUGGCUAUGACGACAGCAUGAUGCGUGACGUCGGGGAUGUCGCUGGAGAGGGAAGGACUCUUAAGCUUCACCACGGUUUGGAUGACUUGGAAGACGAGGAUGAAGGCUGGAACGAAGAGUGUUUUACUCCAUACACAUCGAUUUCAGCUAUUGACUUCAGUGAUCUCUCGGAAGAAGACCGCAACAGAAAUUUCACUAAAACCGGCGGCUCCCAGGCUGCAGAUAGCCCUGAAAGAGCGGCUCAAGAGCAGCGUGAGGCCACGACCCUUAGUGUUUUCUACACUUCUCCAUCUGAUAUUCCAACCACCCCGAAGGAACCUCCGCCACCAGACAAUGACGAUGAGCCCUAUAGCCCUCUUGUGCCAUUUGGAGAGCCGGACCACUUUGUCAAGGCGCGGUCGCAGCGAUACUUUGAUUCCCGUUCGCCUCCUGUCCCGGCCACACCCCAGCCUAAUUCAGCAGCACAGCCAACUAGCCAACCUCCCGUUGAACUGUCCUCAUUAUUAAAGAUACUCCAGCAAAACCAGCAACCACAGCCACUGCAAGCCCAACAGCCAUCUAUACCCCCUAAUGUACCCGACUUGCAACAAACCCUUGCACAGUUUACAGCCAAUUCUCAGGCACCUCAAUUGCAACAGACUCCUCAGCCAGGGCAGGCCCCCGGCUCACAAGGUCUGGAUUUCCAGAAGCUAUUAGCCGUGAUGAAUGCCCAGAAACAAAUGCAGCAGGCCACUGCUUUUCCUCAGGUAGCUGCGCCCCAGGCUCCCAACCUGGCAGCUAUUCUUUCCCAGCUUUCAAAUCCCACCGUGCCACUACAGCAGCAGAACCAGGGCCAGGACUCCCAAUCAUACAGCCAGUCAUAUUACGAAGAUGGAGAGAACAAGCGCAGCUACGAGGGCGACGAUUCGUACGACUACAGCAAGCGUGCCAAGGUCAAAAAACAUGUAAGCCUUCUUCAUAGAUAG
Molecule: messenger RNA, 3348 nt
Organism: Microsporum canis CBS 113480
Lineage: Eukaryota; Fungi; Ascomycota; Eurotiomycetes; Onygenales; Arthrodermataceae
Product: C-x8-C-x5-C-x3-H type zinc finger protein
Exons: 7
Coding region: 1-3348 (1115 amino acids)
Source: RefSeq, a predicted model, not a curated record